Messenger RNA from Magallana angulata, 2615 nucleotides. RefSeq lists its product as uncharacterized. The transcript has 19 exons. The coding region runs from base 169 to 2160 and encodes 663 amino acids. Gene Ontology annotation, molecular function: syntaxin-1 binding; metalloendopeptidase activity; voltage-gated potassium channel activity. Gene Ontology annotation, biological process: proteolysis; exocytosis; synaptic vesicle fusion to presynaptic active zone membrane. Gene Ontology annotation, cellular component: SNARE complex; plasma membrane. Lineage: Eukaryota; Metazoa; Mollusca; Bivalvia; Ostreida; Ostreidae. The record is from RefSeq and is a predicted model, not a curated record.
UAUAUAGAAGAUACGAAACCUUUCCUCAUUGGAUGUUAGCCUAGGAAACUGGUUGAGAAUUUUCUGGCGGUCAUCAUGCGUGCCCACACAUAUAUAAGGAAGAUGGUUCUUUUAUGAGUGAAAUUCAGAAAAACUAUAAACUAUCGGACCACCCAUAAUAGUGGACACAUGACGACAAGAGAUAAAAAUGGAGACAGAACGUCAAGACAGGACAAAUCUGAAAAACAAGCAGUGCAGGCCAAGUGUGACCAGAUUGUGGACGAGUCUCUGGAGAGCACAAGGAGAAUGACAGAACUGGUGGAUAGGGCCAAAGAAGCAGGUAUUCGGUCCCUGGUUUUGAUUGACGAACAAGGGGAACAACUGGAUCGGAUCGAGGAGGGGACGAAUCAGAUCAGUGUAGAUAUGGAGGAUGCUGAGAAAAAUCUGGAGGGACUUGAAAAAUGCUGUGGACUGUGUGUAUUGCCAUGGAAACGGUCAAAAAAAUUUCGGAGGGGUGGAGAAUACGAGAAGACUUGGAGAAUUUCAGAGGACGGCAAAGUGAACUCUCAAAUAACUCGGAUGGCCAUGGGCAGAAACGCACAAUCCAAUGGCACCAUGAUAACCCGAAUAACCAACGACGCGCGAGAGGAUGAAAUGGAAGAGAACCUUCUGUGUGUCAGUGGCAUUGUGGGUAAUUUGAGAGACAUGGCGGUUGACAUGGUCAGUGAGAUCGAGUACCAAAACAGACAGAUAGAUCGAAUCAACUACAAGUGGACAAUGAACAAUGGCUGCAAUGGUCAGGAUAAAAAUGGUGGUGGUAGCCAUGGUUAUGAGUUUAGGAAGCCUGUUAAUAGAAUGGCGUUGGAUGACGUCAUCACGGCGGACAAAACAGACAUCGGUUAUGUAGACAUUGACUGGGACAUCAUACAACAAGAAAAAGAUAAACUUAUAAAUUUUGCUUCUGAUAUAAAAGAUGACGUCAUCACCGACAUGGAAAUAGAAGGAACAGAGGAUAUCUUCCAGGCAGCGGAAGAUACGCCGGCCACGUCGUUAAAUCUCCACGUGAUGGCGGUUGUCGACUCUCAGUUGUUUCGUAAAUUCCUCAGUAGGAACCAGGAUGAUGUCAGACAGACUCACAACGCCAUUGUUCUCUACUUCAGCAUGAUAUUCGCCAUGGUGAACGAAAGAUUCCAAACUAUGAGGAGGCAUGGACUCGAUAUUGCAAUAAAGCUAGCUGCUAUUGUCAUAGAGGAGAGGGACCCGGAUUCCCCCUGGGUGCGGGGUCACGUUCGGCGGCCCGCCUACACCAGUGAGGCGAUGGUUGACGUGGAGUCAGCACUUCGGGACUUUACAACAUGGCUUCAGAGCAGUGGUCUCCCUGAAUACGACCACGCCGUGGGGUUCACAGGGUACACGCUGGUGAAAAAUUCGCGGAAAAUUGACGGUUUGGCGUACAUGAGUAAAGUUUGUGACAGACAGGGUCGGUCAUCGUCCAUCGUUGGAGAAAACGGAGACUUCAUGAGCGUGGGAGUGGUCGCUCAUGAAAUAGCUCACAGUCUCGGUGCAUCUCAUGACGGUAGCGGUGGCGGGAAUUGUUCAGCAGACGAUAACUACAUAAUGGCUCCUCGACAUCAGAUGGACCCAAAGAAAGUUAGAAAUCUUCUCCAGUUUUCAUCAUGUACAAGCUCACAGAUAUUACAACAUUUUAGAUCAGAAGCACCUCAGUGUUUGUAUGAUGACAACCAUGAUUUCCGGUACUCAUACGACCUUGACCUUCGACCCCCGGGAGAGGUCAUCACACGGGAUACUCAGUGCAAGCUUGUGUUUGGUGACAACUCCACGCUCUGUCACUAUAUUACAUCGUCCUCUGAUACUGAUGUGUUCUGUUCUAAUGUCUGGUGCCAUAAUCCAACCAACCCCAGCAUGUGUCAAACCAAAGCGAGGCUGGUCACGUUACCAGGCACGAACUGUGGAGAAAACAAGAUUUGCAGAAAGGGGAAUUGUGUUCCAAAAGAAAUACAAAUUGAGUCGUGCAGUGGUGGGACGGAGGACGAGGUGUACUGUCGGACCCUACUGGACAGACAGGGAGAACAGGCGUGUCAGUUUGCCGCCGUCCGCAGGGUCUGCUGUAGAACGUGUGCCGGAAGGGGGUGGGACAACCAACAGGCGGCCAGGAAAUGAAUAUACGGCAAUGUUGUUGUUCUCAUAGCGUAAAAAUAUAAUUGUCAGAGACAUUUGCUUAACCGUCAUGAGGUACUUUACACAGACUGUAAAUCUAAAUGCGUAUUAUAAUAAAUAUAUUGAAACCCAAGACUACGUUGUAUUUGCACAUAUAUAUAUUUAUGAAUUGAUUUCCCAAAAGUGAUCUGACAAUUUAUUUGUGAAUUGAUUAGUUUUACAGGUUAAGCUCUAUGCAUUAUGUCUAUUUUUUUCCAAAUUAAAACUACAUCUAUACAAAACCAAUGGGUCACAUUGUUUAUCUGAGGAACCACUUAUCUGGUCCUUCCACAUCGCCGUAGAAACCUAUUAAUGCCAGGUGAAAACAAGUAUUCCUUUUAUAGGAAUGCUCGGCAUAUGGUAUCAUUGGUCAGCUUUUUGUAUAUUGCGAAUGUAUUACUUACAAUAAACAUGAUAAA